This is a messenger RNA of Macrosteles quadrilineatus (aster leafhopper), 522 nucleotides long. RefSeq lists its product as uncharacterized. Lineage: Eukaryota; Metazoa; Arthropoda; Insecta; Hemiptera; Cicadellidae. The record is from RefSeq and is a predicted model, not a curated record. Bases 1 to 522 code for a protein of 173 amino acids. The transcript is spliced from 3 exons.
AUGGAGUUUGAGUGUGAAGACUGCCAUGAGAAGUUUUUAUAUAUGCGGAACCUUAUCAGGCACAAGGAGCUUGGAGAGAUGGAGCUCCUGCAGCAGCUGAACCGCGAUUCUCCUGCGAGCAGUGUGGAAAGACAUACAGGAGCCGAAAGCAGCUUAGAGAUCACAUCAAUGUCCACAAUCGCGAUUUCAAAUGCAGACAGUGUGGCAGUGUCUUUAAGCGAAAACAUUCGCUGGAGAUUCAUGUACGCUUCCGAUGUCCAGCCACCAGUGGGCAGAGAACGAUCAACGAUCCUGGCACAUCAACAUCAUUUUACAACGACCCGUCGUCAUCCAGCACGCAGACCGUCGAUCCCGGCCCGUCAACGUCAGCAGUUUACAACGACCCGUCGUCAUCCAGCACGCAGACCGUCGAUCCCGGCCCAUCAACGUCAGCAGUUUACAACGACCCGUCGUCAUCCAGCACGCAGACCGUCGAUCCCGGACCAUCACCGUCAGCAUUACCGACAGACCCGGUACCGUUGA